Mercurialis annua (annual mercury) is the source of this 1151-nucleotide messenger RNA. RefSeq lists its product as uncharacterized. Lineage: Eukaryota; Viridiplantae; Streptophyta; Magnoliopsida; Malpighiales; Euphorbiaceae. Gene Ontology annotation, molecular function: phosphatidylinositol transfer activity. The transcript is spliced from 5 exons. The record is from RefSeq and is a predicted model, not a curated record. The coding region runs from base 70 to 897 and encodes 275 amino acids.
AAAGAAGCUGUGUUCUUUUUUUUCAAAUGGAAAUUACUUACAAUUAGUUGAACUGUAUUGACAGUCAAGAUGUUUUUACGAAGAAAACAUCCUCAAAAUCAUAAGGAGAAUGAUGUUGCUCAACGAGAUGCGAAGGUCAGUGAACUCAGGGUAGCUCUUGGACCUCUAUCCGGUCGUAGUUUAAAGUACUGCACUGAUGCCUGCCUGAAACGAUAUCUGGAAGCUCGCAACUGGAACGUUGACAAGGCACAUAAAAUGUUGGAAGAGACACUCAAGUGGAGAGCAACUUAUAAGCCUGAAGAAAUCUGCUGGCAUGAAGUAUCACAUGAAGGUGAGACAGGUAAGGUGUGGCGAGCAAAUUUUCAUGAUCGGAAUGGCAGGGCUGUUCUUAUAAUGAGGCCAGGAAUGCAGAACACAAAGGAUUCAGAAGGCAAUAUUCGCCAUUUGGUCUAUCUGAUUGAAAAUAGUAUACUUAACCUUGGUGAGGGUCAAGAACAAAUGUCUUGGCUGACAGACUUCACCGGGUUGUCAUUGACCAACAACGUGUCUGUUAGAACAGCUCGUGAUUUCGUUAACAUUUUACAGAAUCACUAUCCUGAGAGGCUUGCCAUUGCAUUUCUAUAUAAUCCCCCUAGAAUUUUCGAGGCUUUUAGCAAGGCAGUCAAGUAUUUCUUAGAUCCCAAAACUUUACAGAAGGUGAAGUUUGUUUAUCCAAAAAACAAAGAGAGUGUAGAGCUGAUGAAGUCUUUCUUUGAUGUUGACAAUCUUCCUAGCGAAUUCGGUGGAAAAGCAACGUUGAAGUAUGACCACGACGACUUCUCACGGAUGAUGGCUCUCGAUGAUGUCAAAACUGCAAAUUUCUGGGGAUCCGAUGAGAAAACGCUCAUUGCCAAUUGAAAUUCGUGGUAUCAGCUCGCCCCGGAGCCAACAUCACUUGCACCUUUAUAGUUACAUACGAAGUAAAAAUAAAUAAGGAUAGUAAAAUCUAACGGAGCAUGCUUAAAUCAUUCUACAAACGUACUAAAUAUGUGAAACCACAACAAUCAUUAUAUACUGAAUUGAGCAAAAGGACACUCUAAUAUCUCAAUGAUACUCUAUCUUGAGUUUAAUUGUAGUUUCAAUGUAAUUUUAGUAUGGUUUCAUUUCAUUUU